Suillus bovinus is the source of this 540-nucleotide messenger RNA. RefSeq lists its product as uncharacterized. Lineage: Eukaryota; Fungi; Basidiomycota; Agaricomycetes; Boletales; Suillaceae. The coding region runs from base 1 to 540 and encodes 179 amino acids. The transcript is spliced from 5 exons. The record is from RefSeq and is a predicted model, not a curated record.
AUGCAUUUGCAGGUCGAAGCUCGUGUACCAUUGUUUCGUGGUGAUCUCAAGGACGACACUUGCAACCAAGUUACUGCCUACCUUUGUUUAGGAUCUGAUAGUGCUGCCUCUGCUAAACUUUUCAUGGAUAACCACAGUUACCACUAUUCCAUGCAGUUCGGCGACAAUGAUGUCCCGAAACCGUCAGUUGGUGUCGUAUUUGCACACAAAUUUACUGAAAUCGCAAAGAACAAAGCCGAAUGGCCUGAGGUCUCGAUCCCUAUGGUCGCUUUGACCAGCACUUCGGUGUAUGCGGCACUCUUUUGGAAGGCCCAGGGCUCUCCGCCUAAAUUUAACUUCACAGGGAAUCAGUUUAGCGAAGUCUACAUGUUCCAUGUGCAAUUUCUCAAGGAUCUGAAGAAGAACGCACCACAGAAAUUCCACAAACUCAUGGCGGACAUUUUCGCUGCAAUAGAUGGUCUCACGCAUACCAAGAAGGCUGGUACAGAUUCGAAAACUGAUGCACUUGCGUUCCUUGAUCUUGAUGGGAUGGAUGAGUAG